AUGUUUCGUUUAAAUACUAUCCCACAAAGGUUUGUUCGAUGGAACAAGGUGAAUUAUCGUGCUGUUAGAAGUGUAGCAGUGAGAGCUGCUUCAUCGCUGUCGAACCCACAACGCCCUAACCGAUCGUUUCUGAUGAACAUGUUUGGCGGGAAACUCGAAACAGCAGAGCUGUUCCCCUAUCCGGAACCACUUAACGCGGAGCAGAAAGAGUUUGCGGCAGCUCUAGUCGAUCCUGUGCACAAGUUUUUCACGGAAGUGAACGAUGCCGUCCGAAACGAUGAUACGAGCAACGUUGAUCGUCGAACGAUCGACGCGCUGUGGGAUCUUGGACUUCUGGCCGUGUACGUACCGCCGGAGCUCGGUGGUUUGGGCCUGUGCAAUGUGCAGUCCGUGCUGAUGGCCGAAAUAAGUGGUAGCUACGAUCUGGCGCUCAGCUUACUCAUCGGCGCCCACAAGAGCAUCGGGACGAAGGGCAUCCUGUUGUACGGCAGUGAGCGACAGAAGCAAAAGUAUCUGCCCUUGCUAAGCAGCGGGCGUGUGUUUGGUGCAUUCGCGCUCACCGAACCGGGGACCGGGUCGGAUGCGGCAUCGAUAAAAAUGAAAGCAGUGUUAAGCCCGUGCGGCACCUACUACACCCUGAACGGUUCGAAGCUGUGGAUAUCGGGUGGUGGGUUGGCCGACAUCUUUACCACCUUCGCGCAGGUGGAGUCGGUCGAUGCAGCGACCGGUGAGAAGCGUAACAAAAUGACAGCGUUUAUUGUGGAGCGAAGUUUCGGUGGCGUUAGCACCGGGCCGCCCGAGGACAAGAUGGGCUUGAAGUGUUCCGUCACGAAUGAACUGUUUCUGGACGAUGUUAAAGUGCCGGUGGAGAAUGUUUUGGGUGAAGUUGGGAGUGGGUUUAAGAUUGCGGUGAACAUUCUGAACUCUGGCCGGUACGGGCUGGGAGCGAUGCUGUCCGGGACGAUGAAGACGUGCGUUGAGAAGGCAGCGGCUCAUGUCAGUGACAGGGUGCAGUUCGGACGGAAGUUGAUUGAGUUUGAAAAUGUGCAGGAAAAGCUGGCGAUGAUGACGACUCAGCAGUAUGUGGCGCAGAGCCUAACGUACAUGGUGUCUGGGAAUAUGGAUAAGGGUUCGGUGGACUUUCACCUGGAGGCGGCCGUGAGCAAAGUGUUCUGUACGGAGGCGGCUUGGAACGUGUGUGACGAAGCGAUACAGCUGCUCGGGGGGAAUGGGUUCAUGAAGUCCAGUGGAUUGGAGCGGUUUUUGAGAGAUAUAAGGGUGUUUCGAAUUUUCGAAGGGGCGAACGAUGUAUUGAGGAUGUUCAUUGCCUUGACGGGUAUGCAAAAGGCGGGGAAAGAUCUUCGUGGGCUGCAGGAUGCGCUAAAGAAUCCAUUUUCGAACAUGGGAGUGAUCUUCACUGAAGGUACAAAGCGAGCAGGACGCAGUGUUGGAGUUGGUGGAACGGAUUUGCGUCCUUUUGUAGCAAGCGAGCUUCAAAAUGCAGCCAAACAGUGUGCUGAGAGCAUUGAUGUCUUUAGUGCCACAGUUGAAUCUCUCCUUCGAACACAUGGCAACGGAAUAGCGGAACGACAGUUCCAGCUCGCCCGUGUUGCGGAUUGUGCUAUCUUUAUCUACUCGAUGGCCACCGUACUGUCCAGGGCUAGCCGUGCGGUAAAGUUGAAUCUUCCCUCCGCGGAGCAGGAACUGCUGAUGGCACAGAUCUGGUGCAAGGAGGCAAGUGAUCGUGUCCAGCAAAACAUUCACCGUAUCCAAUCGAAAUCUUUCAAGGAGAACUAUCAACGGAUGGCAACGGUAGCCAGCUAUAUUUCCAACCAACGAGGACCGACGUACACGAACCCAUUGGAAAUAGACUAAUAACAUGUGAAAAAUGU
Anopheles coluzzii is the source of this 1892-nucleotide messenger RNA. RefSeq names its product very long-chain specific acyl-CoA dehydrogenase, mitochondrial-like. Gene Ontology annotation, molecular function: fatty-acyl-CoA binding; very-long-chain fatty acyl-CoA dehydrogenase activity; flavin adenine dinucleotide binding. Lineage: Eukaryota; Metazoa; Arthropoda; Insecta; Diptera; Culicidae. The coding region runs from base 1 to 1875 and encodes 624 amino acids. The record is from RefSeq and is a predicted model, not a curated record. The transcript has 3 exons.